AUGUUUACACCAUCUGGACACCACCUCUGGACACCACCUGGUGGCAGAUGGUAUCGCCUGAAAGAAGAUGGUACUACCAGAUCGUCUCCUGGAUUCUCGAUAAUCUUAUCGUUACACCGUUUGUUUGCAAUUCAAGGACUUGAUGCUAGUACUUGA
Messenger RNA from Cetraspora pellucida, 156 nucleotides. The record is from the annotation of a GenBank genome assembly. NCBI's taxonomy places the organism in Eukaryota, Fungi, Glomeromycota, Glomeromycetes, Diversisporales, Gigasporaceae.